AUGAAUAUGGAAAAUGUGGUAUACGGAUCUGGAGACCAUGUGUUCAUACAAACAGGGGGCUCUGUUAAACUAGACAUAAAAAAUGAAACACCACCUCACUUUAGUAGAUUAGUAUGGAUGAAUGAUAAAUCAGAUAAUGUAGUCAGAUUUCUAAAUCAAUCUGGAGAAAUCAAACCUCACAGUUCAUAUAUGAACAGAGUGGAUUUCAAUGCUAAAACCUUCUCUCUAACACUGAGGAACAUGCAGAAGACAGACAGUGGACUCUACAGAGCAAUGACAAUAGGAAAACAAGAAAUGUGUGUUGCUGAAUACAACAUAUCAGUUAUAGAUCCAGUGGAUUCUCCUAUUCUGAACUGGAAUGUCACCAGAAUAAGUGUUAACGCCUGUAUUGUGGACAUCUCAUGCAGUGGGCGUGAUCAUACAAUCAGAGAAAUCCACCACAGCAACAACUGCACUCAGGAGAAAGUGAAAUCAUUUGGAAUCCAGACUCUAGCCCUGUAUUGUAUAGAUAACGUAGUUGUUUGUAACUACAGCAACCCAGUCAGCUGGAAGAAUGACAUAAUAGAGAUUAACCAACUUUGCACACCUCAUGAACAUUUAAUUUCAGCAGAGUAUCCCAACGAAAACGAUGGUUCUUUUCCUCUCCAUUGGAUCUUGGUCAUCGCUGGUGUAUCAGUGUUGGUUUUCCCAGCAGUUUCUGUAAUAUGCUGCUCUUACAAGAAGCGUAAAAGGG
Molecule: messenger RNA, 733 nt
Organism: Sinocyclocheilus grahami
Lineage: Eukaryota; Metazoa; Chordata; Actinopteri; Cypriniformes; Cyprinidae
Product: T-lymphocyte surface antigen Ly-9-like
Exons: 4
Cellular component (GO): membrane
Source: RefSeq, a predicted model, not a curated record